This is a messenger RNA of Solea solea (common sole), 1289 nucleotides long. It is a transcript of the gene c8h9orf78, whose product is annotated as chromosome 8 C9orf78 homolog. Gene Ontology annotation, biological process: mRNA splicing, via spliceosome. NCBI's taxonomy places the organism in Eukaryota, Metazoa, Chordata, Actinopteri, Pleuronectiformes, Soleidae. Gene Ontology annotation, cellular component: spliceosomal complex. The transcript has 9 exons. Bases 105 to 980 code for a protein of 291 amino acids. The record is from RefSeq and is a predicted model, not a curated record.
UUGUGCGCACGUCCUUGUCUUCCUCCCUUACUUACCUUCUAUUCGCAUACGCUGCUACAUUUUCCAGGCAUCAGCUAAGAAAUAACAUAAAACUGUAAUAAAAAAUGUCGUGUGGUAAAAACUUCAGGAGGAGAAGAGAGUCGUCAGAUGAGGAAGAAGACGAGAUAACUGAAGAAGUCAGAUCAAAAGUAGAAGAGGCUAAAGAGCUUCAGACUUUGCGAAGACGACAGAAAGGAGUCAGUGUGACUGCCCUUUUAGUUGGAGAUACACUGCCACCAGACGCUGAAAUUGAUAAUGACCCAUUUAAACUGAAGACUGGAGGUGUUAUAGACAUGAAGAAGGUCAAAGACAGAAACAGGGACAUGACAGAGGAAGAGACGGACCUCAACCUGGGAACCUCUUUCUCUGCUGAGACCAACAGAAGAGACGAGGAUGCCGACAUGAUGAAAUAUAUCGAGACAGAGCUGAAAAAGAGGAAGGGCUUGGUGGAGGCAGAGGAACAGAAAGUUAAAGUGAAGAACGCAGAGGAUCAUCUGUAUGAGCUGCCCGAGAACAUCAGAGUCAACUCUGCUAAGAAAACAGAGGAGAUGUUGUCCAAUCAGAUGCUGAGCGGAAUCCCUGAAGUGGACCUUGGCAUAGAUGCAAAGAUCAAGAACAUCAUCUUCACAGAGGAGGCAAAAGCCAAGCUUCUGGCAGAACAAAGGAACAAGAAAAAAGACAACGGCACAUCGUUUGUGCCGACCAACAUCGCCGUCAACUACGUCCAACACAACCGCUUCUAUCGUGAGGACGUGAAUGCACCACAGAGGCAUCACAGACACAGAGAAGAGCCCAAGGCGAGACCACUGCGUGUAGGAGACACAGAGAAACCAGGACCAGAAGCACCUUCCCCGCCCAACUACCGCAAACGCCCCAACAACGAAAAAGCCACAGACGACUACCACUACGAGAAAUUCAAGAAGAUGAAUCGAAGAUACUGAGAAGCUGCAUGUUUUUUUUUACAUGUACAUUUUUAAAGCAAUUCAGACAAAUUAUCAUUUUUUUGGUAGAUGGCUUUUCCCAAAACUGACACAGUGAUGACGGUGAUGUAAAUAUUGUAAAUACAUCUGUGGCCACUCACAUUCUUAGUUGAUACUGAAGAAAUCACAGAACACCAAAAAAUGUCAGAAAAUACAGUGCGGACAUUGGUCAGAUUGAGUUUAAUCCCAGCUCUGAAUUGUUGAAUGUUGUUUUCCUCCUGUAGUGUUGCUUUCAGAAACAAGAUUUGAUUAAAAAUUAUGAAAAACCAA